GGUGGUUGAACACGUGCAAAGAGUGGGGAUCAUUACUCAUGUACUUGUGGUUACUACUGUAGCACUAACGGGAUCCGGCUAAGCGCAGUCACCAUGCCAGCUGAACAGUUCUUUCUUGUAGUCUCCCUUGCCUUCUCGACUGUCUUCCCGUCUUGUCUGGUCUCUGUCUGACUGACUUGCAAGUUGCAGUACGCACACACACAGACAUACACACCAAUCAACCACCUAUCAAAAUAAUUAGCUGAUCGGUUUCAGCUCCGAUCUUCCCCUCCCUCCCUCAAAAUCUGCAAUACUUGCCAACGCAGUAAGGGGGAGGGGAGAGGGGGUUGACCAACAAAUCACAGUAGCAAAGAAGAGCGAGGAUGGGGGAGGUUUUAGGCGGGUUUUACCCCCUCCAUGCAUGCAUGCAUGCAUGCGUUGCCAACACAUCAAGAAAUGGAUCUCUCUCUCUUUCUCUCUCUCUCUCUCUCCUGCCCCCUCAUCAUCCCCCCUCCCCUCCCCACCUAUCUAGCCUUAGGUAUGCUGUUCAUGCUUGGAUCCUUGACUUCUCGUGUGUUCGUUCGCUCGGGACUUGGCCCUAGUGAGCGGAGGACAGGGAGAAAUCUUGGUCUUGAGGGGGGCAAAAAGAGAGCAGUAGGCUGGAAUGAAUCGUUUCUGGUUCAAUCAUUGUUGUAUCAAACCUGUAUCAAACCACCCUCGAGGACUAGCGGACUAGCGAGGGGGGUAUGGAUCAGACGGACAAAUUACCUGCAAGACCGACCACAUCCAACCCUUUACUUAGGGAGGGUGAGAUGACGCUGAUAUAUGUGUGUAGUUAUUCUACGGAGUGGCUGAUAAGACUGCUGCGAAGGAAGCAGAGUACUGUACGCGGAGUAGAGAAUAG
This is a messenger RNA of Aspergillus aculeatus ATCC 16872, 883 nucleotides long. RefSeq lists its product as uncharacterized. Bases 436 to 795 code for a protein of 119 amino acids. The record is from RefSeq and is a predicted model, not a curated record. The transcript has a single exon. NCBI's taxonomy places the organism in Eukaryota, Fungi, Ascomycota, Eurotiomycetes, Eurotiales, Aspergillaceae.